AAAAAUUACCUCAACUGAAAUCGAGAAACUAACGAGCAAAUAUCAGGGGAUAGAGACGCAUAUUGUUUUAGAGAGAGAAAGUGUGAGGCCGGCUUAUUCCGUGAUACGUCCGGAAUACCGAAUAAUCUUCGAUCGUGUUUAUGUUCAUCGGUAGAUUAUCCAUCUCUUUUUGGUAGCAUCUUUGGUGAGAGAGAUGGUGAAUUCCAUGGUGGAACGAGCCACGAGCGACAUGCUUAUCGGCCCUGAUUGGGCUAUGAACCUCGAGAUCUGUGACAUGCUGAAUCGUGACCCUACGCAAGCAAAGGAUGUUGUUAAAGGUAUAAAGAAGAAGAUUGGAAGUAAGAAUUCAAAAGUUCAACUUCUUGCACUAACACUACUGGAGACGAUUAUAAAAAAUUGUGGGGACAUAGUUCACAUGCAUGUUGCAGAGAGAGAUGUUCUUCAUGAGAUGGUGAGAAUAGCCAAAAGAGGGUAUCCUGAUAUUCAUGUCAGAGACAAGAUACUCAUUCUGAUAGAUACUUGGCAAGAGGCAUUUGGUGGACCAAGGGCAAGAUAUCCUCAGUACUAUGCUGCAUACCAAGAACUGCUGCGCGCAGGGGCAGUAUUCCCUCAGAGGUCUGAGCAAUCUGUGCCUGUAUUCACACCUCCACAAACACAAACAUUGGCAUCAUAUCCUCAAAAUCUUCGCAAUUCUGAUUUUCGGCAGGACACGGCUGAGUCUUCUGCAGGACAUGAUUUUCCAACCUUAAGCUUGACGGAAAUUCAGAAUGCACGUGGCAUUAUGGAUGUACUUGCAGAAAUGCUGAAUGCUUUAGACCCUAGUAACAAGGAAGGGCUUAGGCAGGAGGUUAUUGUUGAUUUGGUGGAACAGUGUCAAACAUAUAAACAGAGAGUGGUUCAACUGGUCAACUCAACUUUCGAUGAAUCACUGCUGUGCCAAGGACUAGCUCUGAAUGAUGAUUUGCAGCGUUUACUGUCCAAGCAUGAAGCCAUUGCUUCAGGAAUUUCGGCACAAAAUCAACCAGAGAAAUUGAAUCGAGAUCAACCGGAGAAAUUGAAGGCUUCUCCUGCUGGAGCACUUGUUGAUUUAGACGGACCUUUGGUUGAUACGGGAAAUUCUAGCAAACAAACUGAUGUGAAAUCUGCUUCUAGUGCUGAAGCAGGGUCGCAAACAUUGAAUCAGUUAUUGCUUCCUGCACCCCCUACAUCAAAUGGGUCAGUUCUCCCCGCAAAGGCUGGUCCCACUAUUGACUUGCUCAGUGGUGAUGAUUAUAACUCACCAAAGGCUGACACUUCACUUGCGCUUGUGCCUGUUGGAGAUCAGCAGCCAGCCAGUCCUUUGUCGCAGCAGAACGCCCUUGUGCUUUUUGAUAUGUUUUCGAAUGGCAAUAAUGCACCAACUUCUGUUAAUGCCCACCCAGUGCAGUCAACCAAUGUUAACGGCCCAGUUAGUCCAUUAGCUCCCCAAGUUCAACAGCAACAAACUUUAUCUCCUCAAGGUGGAUUUUACCCUAAUGGAAGUGUGUCAAAUGUGGGGUCCCCUCACUACGAGCAGCCACCAUAUUCCCAAAGCACCAGUCCUGCAUGGAAUGGUCAGGUUGCGCAGCAGCAACAGCCACCUUCGCCAGUUUAUGGUUCACAAAGCGGUGGAUCAUUGCCGCCACCCCCAUGGGAAGCUCAACCAACGGAUAGUGGUGGUUCUUUAGCUGGUUCCCAAUAUCCACAACCACUGCAAGUUACUCAAGUGAUCAUGACACACGUACAGAGUUCUGCACAUCCUCAGAGCCCUCAAGCAAUGGGGAAUGACCAGGUUGUUGGAAUUUAUUUGCCACCGAAUGCUAAUGGCCAUAUGCCAGCAAUUAGCCACAUGCCGCCGAAUGCUAAUGGCCAUGUGCCAGCAAUUAACCCCCAUGUUGGUCAAAGCAAUCAGUUUGGUUUUUAUCCGCAACAAAUCCAGGGAGGUGUAAUGCCCUUUAUGGGCAUGGUUCCAAAUCUGCAAGCUAGUCCCCUGGCUUCCAUGUAUCCUCCACAGAUGUAUGGCAACCAAUACGCAGGAUAUGGCUAUGGCCAGCAAGCGGUUCCUUACCUUGAGCAGCAAAUGUAUGGCCUAUGUGUUAGAGAUGAUGGUGGGUUGAGAAAUCCAUCCUACCAGGUUUCUUCUUCAUCUUAUGCACCAUCUGGCAAGCCUUCCAAGCCUGAGGAUAAGUUAUUUGGGGACCUUGUUGACAUGGCAAAGGUGAAGCCAAAGCCCACGCCUGGUCGAGCUGGUAGCAUGUAGAAACUUUGAUUGCUUUUGCAUUUUUCACCGGAUACUUGUUUGUGUCUGCCCAUACCCUUUUUUCUUUCUUUCUUUAUUCUUUUCCCUUGUGUUAUAUAUAUAAGUAUAUAUAUAUAUUUGGUUAUUGUCUCCUAUUAUAUUGCUUGCGUGGCAUUGUGAUCAUGUACAUUCAUUUUAGAGAAAACAGAGAAAAAAUAAAGAGAAGUUAACUACAA
Molecule: messenger RNA, 2493 nt
Organism: Prosopis cineraria
Lineage: Eukaryota; Viridiplantae; Streptophyta; Magnoliopsida; Fabales; Fabaceae
Product: TOM1-like protein 9
Exons: 10
Coding region: 194-2278 (694 amino acids)
Biological process (GO): protein transport to vacuole involved in ubiquitin-dependent protein catabolic process via the multivesicular body sorting pathway
Molecular function (GO): phosphatidylinositol binding; ubiquitin binding
Source: RefSeq, a predicted model, not a curated record